AGUCCUGUCCUCUAUAUAGUUCAACAAAUAAUAUUCGUCGUCGUUGAAGAAUGUUGAAAUCGCCUCUUGCCUCUUCAUGCCUGAGGCUAAAUCACCGCCACUACAUCCGCACCGCCUCUCUACCAAGCCACAGAGUCUCUGAUUGCUCCUCCGAUACGCAUCGUACAACAACAAUUUCCUUCUCUACUUUAUUCGCUCUUGGGAAUUUUUCAAGCCAAGUGAACAUAAUCCCUUGCCCUUCGAGACAAAAAGGGCAUCCAACGCAUGACAUCUCCAGAGAAACCGCGUGAUAUCGCCUGGUCGAGCCGAUAACUCGUUACGCCGAAUCGAAUCGCCUCGUGUCGUGACAUACCACCUUUUCGCGAUUCAACGAAACCCCACUUUUCAACUGAAUAAUACGACGGAUUACAAUAGGAAAAUACAGGGCGAGGGAUUAAAUCAGACAACAUGGCAGAGGAUCAACCCAUAGCAGAAGAUGUGGCGGGGGAGUCGCUCAUUCAAGGACGCGCGAAACGAAGUACGGCAGGGCGUCAUAUGUCUGCUCUGUUAGACGCGGAAGCAGAUGACGACCUUGCGCUUCUUUUCGAAGAAAUUGAAGAUGACAACGACUUCUCCGUGGAUGCGGAGGAAGACGGCGGGGAAGAUGAUGAGAGGCUUGACAGCUCUUCCGAUGACGAUGAUCAAGGGCCAAAUGCGCAGGAUGACAACGAGGAAGGAGAGGAUGAACUAAAGAAGGAAGCUGUGGCCGAACGCAAGAAGCGGAGGGCUCAUGAGGAUCUACGGAUGAAGACGUUUCGCAAAAAGGUCAAGAUCGAUCCAACCGCUGUGCCCGCAGAAUCUGCCCCUCGACCGAAGAAGAAAUCAGAGCGUAUCUCGUGGAUCCCUACAGUCGAAGACGGUCCUACGCGGUCUUCGUCUCGUCGCCAGACGAUGCAGAACAAGGAGGUCACACAUGCCAAGCUCAAAGAUAGUGAAGAGAAGCGUAUUCGACUUAUUGCAACUAUGGAGGCAGCAGCUAAGAGAAAGGCACGUCUUAAACCGAAAGAGAUGACUCAGGCCGAGCGUCUUGCCGAAGCCGAGAGGGUGGAAAAACAUAAUAGCAAGAGUUUGAAUCGAUGGGAAGAGAUGGAGAAGAGAAAGGCAGAGGAAAGAAAAGCCAAAAUCGAAGCGCUUCAAAAUCGCCGUCUUGAAGGGCCGGUUAUGUCCUAUUGGAGUGGCCUUGCUACAUGGACCAAUGGUCGUUUGACGCGCGUUGGGAAAGUCGACAUUACACAGAAGCCGGAGAAGGAAGAGAACACGCGGAGGAAAAGCAAGAAAGUUGAAAAGGAGGACAAAGACAAGACUGUGACGGAACAGAAGCCUGCUACUGAACCUGCUGCCGGUGAUCCUGUUGCUUCGCAGGCGGUUCCCACAGGUACCUCGGAAAAUACCACAGCACCAGCAGUGUCUGGGGAAGGAGAAACUACGCAAAAACAGGGCCAACCAGAGACAGCAGAAGCCAAGAUAGAAAAUCCUGAGCCUGGCAACCAGCCCUCUACUCAAGAGAAUGAAAAGAGUUCUACUGAAGGCGAAAACACCAAGACCGUCCCAGAUAACUCAACUACUCCGGCAAAAGAGGCACCGACUCUUCCUGCUGCGGCUGAACCAUCUACCACUGCAGCCGGUGCUGCACCAGAUACAAAAACAUCUGACUCGGUGCCUCCCCCUACAGUGGGGACAAAAAAUGAGACGAUGACAACUGAGAGUAAAGCAGCAGAUGAAGCUCCAAAGGAAGAAAAAGAAGGUGAAAAAGGGACGGCAGCAGCAGCAACAGAAACUGCGGCUGGUGAUGAAAACUCCAAAGCACCAUCGGCAGAUGCAGCUCUAGAUGCACCGCAGACACAAGAAGCACCAGAAGCACACAAAGAAACGCCACAGCCAGCGCCCGAGCAGCAGAAAACCGAGUUGCCAACAGAGCAGAAAGAAGAUGCAGGUCCCAAACAGCCAGAGGCUGAACCAUCCACAACAGCUCAGCCAGGGCCUGAUGCUGUCCCAGAUCCUAAAACAACGACUCCUGUCGCGCCAACUGCUGCUAUUCCAACCACUCAGCAAGGGGAACCCCCAGCACCGACACCGACACCACAAGAACCCGCGACGUCUGAGAUGCAGAUGGAUAUCGACCAGCCAGCUGGUACGAAUGAGAGCGCAGCACAACCCGAAGUGCCGCCACCCCCUCCAGUGAUUGAACAAACCGGACGAAAUCUCACCAUCCUCGAGAAUUUUGAUGACAAGACAGCACAGAGCCGCGAGUUUAGCAUUUACUUUAAUGCAAAGAAACCUCCUCGACUUACCAAAAUUUCAUCAUCACUGUGUGUCAUCACAUCCCUUCCCUCGCGUUAUCGAGACCCCGACACGUCUCUCCCAUUUGCGAAUGCUUAUGCACACCGCGAAAUCCAACGGACUGCGUCACAGCGUUCAGCCUGGAGUCCAAUGCUAGGCUGCUACGUUGGGCCGGUCGGGGUCGCAGCGCGUGGAGUACCAGCGAGGUUCCUGGGAGGGGAUCAGGCCGAGGAGAAUGGCAAGGAGGGUGGAGAGGAAGCUGGCAGUCAUACAGAUUCUGCAGAAAAGGAGGGGGAUAAGGAGGGGGUCAAGAAAGAAGGGGAGAAAAAGGCAGUGCCUGCUGCUGCUUCUACACCUACACCAGCUACACCAGCAGCAGGGUCAGCUCCAUCGGUAGCAGCUACGCCUGUCGCAGCUACACCAACCCCUGUAGCAGGCGGAGGCGGCGAUCCAAUGGAGGUUGAUGCAGCGUGAGAAGUGCAUUGCAUAGUAUUUGUAUUAUAACUAGGAUACCCAACUGAAUAAUGAUGUAUUAACAAGAACGAGUCGAGUCGAGUAGAUUUGAAUAAUGAUUGAUGUAUCCAAAGAGUGAGGUAGUCAGCAGAAAACGCAAUGUUCUGGAAUACUGAUGCCAUCCAGUAAUGAGCAAAUUCCCAGUCAGAAUGACCCCAUAGCGAUGAAAAUUUUUUUCACACGCACAACAAACAAACACAUCAUUAGCAUUUCUAGACCGCUCAAUCGACGAUAUUCCAGAAUCGCAGAGGAUGAUGUCUAGGCCAAUCACGAUAAUGACCUCAUUCCCCAACAUGGACAGCAUCACCACACUGACGCAAGAGGAAUGGGAAAAAAAAAAAAAAAAAAAAAA
Messenger RNA from Aspergillus wentii DTO 134E9, 3184 nucleotides. Its product is annotated as putative signal transducer. Gene Ontology annotation, biological process: chromatin remodeling; regulation of DNA-templated transcription. Bases 448 to 2793 code for a protein of 781 amino acids. The transcript has 2 exons. Gene Ontology annotation, cellular component: nucleus. NCBI's taxonomy places the organism in Eukaryota, Fungi, Ascomycota, Eurotiomycetes, Eurotiales, Aspergillaceae. The record is from RefSeq and is a predicted model, not a curated record. Gene Ontology annotation, molecular function: ATP-dependent H2AZ histone chaperone activity.